CCCGCGAUGGCGGUGAGGUGCGGCUGCCUUCUAGUCCCUCUCCUCCUCGCCUCCGACGCGAGCGGCGUCCGCAUCGCUCCCCGGCGCGCCGUCGUGCGCGACGCCGCGGCCGUGGCCGCCGGAGUCGCACUGCUAGGCCGACAGUGGCCCGCGUCGGCGGACGAGGGAGAGGGCGAGCUCGCUGCGGCGCCGGCCGCGGCCUCGGUGGCGGAGGCCGUGUCCGAGCCAGACGCUGCGCCUCCGCCUGCUCCCGCGCCGCCGCCGACGCCCAGCUUUGACGUGCCGUUCCGCGGCGAGCCCACGCCCAUCAAGCCGUUCCUUGGCCGCGCGAGCAUCGUCGUCAACGUGAAGUUUGACGACCCGGCGACGCUCGACCAGCUGCCGGGGCUGCAGGCGCUGUACGCGCGGUACAACGCCGAGGGGCUGCACGUCCUCGCCUUCCCGACCGACCAGGGCUGGUUCGAGGCGGACGACUCCAACACGCUCCGCCUCAAGUUCAAGUCGGUGUACGACUUUGGCCAGUACCCGGCGGCCGUCGUCUUUGACAAGGCAGACUUGCUCGGCGGGAACGCGCUGCCCUUCUACAGCUGGCUCACGCGCAGCAUGUCCAACCCAUGGGGCGUGCAGCGCCUCGUCUUCGACUACGAGAAGUUCCUUCUCGCCCCCGACGGCACGCCGCUGCGACGCUACCCGCGAAAGUAUCCGCCGCAGAAUAUGGAGGCCGAUAUCGAGGCUGUGCUCGCGGGCCGGCCGCUGCCGCCGCCGAGCCCGGCGCUCGCAAAGGCGUGGGAGGACGCCAAGCGCGAAGCGGUCAAGAGCGAGUACGCAUUCAAGCCAGGUUACAACUACGUCGCGGGCCGAGGCUGAGCCCGGCAGCUAGAGCAGACGCUGGGAGCGCAGAUCGGGCACUGGGCCCCGCAGGCGCAGCGCGCCGCACCGGGGCCUGGGGCCGCUCGGUCGUUGGGCGGUGGGUCGAGAGCACACCCACAGACCCGAGGCCGAGCCACCCCCCGCGCCUCACGCCCCUCAGAGCCCGCAGCAGCAGCGCCACCGUUUUUUUUACUUUACAGCCGCAUCACAC
Molecule: messenger RNA, 1081 nt
Organism: Emiliania huxleyi CCMP1516
Lineage: Eukaryota; Haptophyta; Isochrysidales; Noelaerhabdaceae
Gene: GPX4
Product: glutathione peroxidase
Exons: 4
Coding region: 7-867 (286 amino acids)
Biological process (GO): response to oxidative stress
Molecular function (GO): glutathione peroxidase activity
Source: RefSeq, a predicted model, not a curated record